This is a messenger RNA of Synchytrium microbalum, 2193 nucleotides long. RefSeq lists its product as uncharacterized. Bases 1 to 2193 code for a protein of 730 amino acids. The record is from RefSeq and is a predicted model, not a curated record. The transcript is spliced from 4 exons. NCBI's taxonomy places the organism in Eukaryota, Fungi, Chytridiomycota, Chytridiomycetes, Synchytriales, Synchytriaceae.
AUGCCUGCAGACAGGCCGAAACGAACUCGCGUGAGAGUCUCAGUCAUGUCCCCAGAUCCAACACCAACUCCCUCUCCAUCGCCAGAAUCGCCCAGUGCUCCAACCAGUCCAUAUGACGUCGAUUCGGUGCCUGAACCACCACGUCCUCCCGUCUCAUACACUCAACCACACAAUCCUGAAAUGUGUGCAUUGGAACUAGUCGAGCAUGAGAUUGACUGGUCUAUACUACAUCCCACUGAAAAGGCGGCAAAAGAACGUAAAGGUGCUGCGGCAUUCAAACGAUCUGUGACGGGGUUGCAAAAGAUUGUUAAUGAGAAACUGUAUCGAGUAGUAGCAACCUCUGUGCAAGCAUAUUUCAAGAAUCGGUUUGAUUUGACUAGAGCUCAAGCUUAUCGCUUCAUUGAUUGUGCAGUUGUUCUUGAAAUCCUCACUGGACUGAAGCAUCCUACAAGAGAACGAUUAUGUCGCUGUUUGAAAAAGACAUGCCCAAAUAAAGCUGAUAUGAGAGCUGUAUGGAUCAGUGCUCUGGCUGAACGACAGAAUGAUCCUGACAGAGUCAACUCGUCGUUGAUUGAGAGUCUUGCAGAGGAACAUCAUAAAGACGCUGCAGGAGGAGGUUCGAGUAGUCCAGUCGCAUAUAUUGAAUCUGGAAAUCCAGUCAGCACCCGAGUUAAUGGUGCCUUGCGAAAGGUUACCUCUACUGGAUCCAUUCUCACUCCUGACUCGACCAUGGAGGGCGAACAUAGUGAGGAACCACAGUCGGAUAAUGAUAUAGUGCAACAGCCGCAGCAACAUGAGCCACAAUUACAACAUCAUCAGCAGUUUGAUAAUUCUCAUUUGAUGGUCGGGAUGGAUCAGCCAGCAGUAUAUACAUCACCAGAACCUGUCGUAAAGCAUGAAGGCUUAGGAGACCAGCAACAUUACCUGGCACCACUAGCAGCUUCCGAUGACGAUAACUCUUCUUCAUCAUCCGAAGAAGAGAUCGACACUGAUGACAGUGAUGUAUAUGUUCCUAAGCCCACCGUUAGUAGAUCCGGAGGAAUACGUCAGCCAAGUGCUCGUGGUACUCGUGGAAGACCAAGAACGAGACCGCGAUCUCCAGCAUCCAGUGUAGAACCUCCCAAACGACGAGGUGUAUCGGUAGGAAGUAAUGGCAGUGGUGGUACUCCUCAACCAGUUCGUAAACCUCGAGCUGCUACUCUUAAGAAGCUGCAACAGCAAGCGGCAGCAGCCGUAAAACGGGAAGCAGCCGCUGCAGCGAAACCCCCUCCGAUGAGUAAUCCACAGCAACUAGCUGAACUAGUAGCUUCACAAGGACAAGUUGCUGCCAAUAUCCUACAGCAAUUCAGUCAACUUGGGUUUGAUUUGCAGCCUCGAGUAGGUCAAACCUGGCGUGGUGGUAUUACGGAGUGGAGGGUGUCAACUAUAGCCAAUCCACCAGCUGGUUGUAUCGCUAUUGACGACCAAGGUGAUGUCAUGGCAUGGGAAGGUGCUUCAGAGGCUGAACUGGAGCGAGUUAUGAAUGAGGUGGUUCAUUCUAAUGAUAUGGAAUCUGAACAAUUGUCAAUGGCGCCAGCUUCUCCACUAGAUAUGAUGUACAAUCCCUAUAACAUAAUGAUGCACCACCCGUCUGCUACUGCUAACCGAAUGAUGCACCACCCGUCUGCUACUGCUAACCGAAUGAUGCCACCCCCUCAUCCACCACAUGUAAUGAUGGGUAAUAAUUUAAGCAUUGCUGGCAAUCAGAUGAUGAACCUGCCACUGGGUGCAGACUCUCAAUAUAUCAGUAAUAGCAGCAGCCAUCUUCAACAGCCACUGCACAUGAUGCCAACGCCACCUCCAACGAAUGCAGAUACGACACCAUACGCUUCUCGUGUACCAUCGCCGAGUCAAGGAUCAGGGCAAGGCCCAUAUGAUUGGGCUGCUCCAGAGGCCGUCAAUGCAGCAAUGAUACGAAUCAAUAGUAAUGGUGCAUCGGCUGCAUACGCUAGGCUAACCACCAAACAACAGCUCCCUGUACCACUUAAUCGACCACUUGAGAAUAGUGCUCCCAGUAUAGGUGGUUACCAACAGCAACAGACUCCACACCAGGAGCCUUCUCAUGGUGGCGAAGAGCCUCUCUUCUCUGAUCCAUACUUGCAGCCGUUUGGAAGUCUAGGGAGACUGGAUGGUGGUAGUGGUGGUGAACAAUAA